Messenger RNA from Penicillium manginii, 1236 nucleotides. RefSeq names its product acyltransferase family protein. Gene Ontology annotation, molecular function: acyltransferase activity, transferring groups other than amino-acyl groups. Lineage: Eukaryota; Fungi; Ascomycota; Eurotiomycetes; Eurotiales; Aspergillaceae. The record is from RefSeq and is a predicted model, not a curated record. The transcript is spliced from 5 exons. The coding region runs from base 1 to 1236 and encodes 411 amino acids. Gene Ontology annotation, cellular component: membrane. Gene Ontology annotation, biological process: polysaccharide biosynthetic process.
AUGUCAUCUAAAAAGCGAGCUAACAAUUGGGUCGAUGGACUCCGCGGGAUUGCAGCCCUAAUGGUCGUGACGUACCAUGUGUGCUCGAGCUUCGGAACAUGGCUCAAUUCACCAGCCAUGGAUGACAAGGGCACUGCAUCACUUUUCCAGUAUCCAUUUUUUCGACUUGUGGUCGGCGGUCGAUCUGCUCUCGCGCUAUUUUUUAUAAUUACUGGCUACGUGAAUUCUUUCAGGGCCAUAAAAGAGACUCGCGAGGGAGAUAUGGAGGGUGUUCUCACAAAUCUAUCCCGCAACACAUUUGGUCGAAUGGGCAGGCUUAUAGUGCCUACAAAUGCUGCUAUACUUUUAUCCUGGCUUGUCUGUCAAUUAAAUGGGCAUCGAAUCGCGAGGGUUGUCGACUCGGCUUGGAUUCAACGUGUUUCUUGUGCUCCAGGACCUAGCUUCGGAGCAUCUGUCGACAAAUUGGUUCGAAAUCUGACAUUAUUCUGGCAUAACGGCCAGUCUCCAUUUGAUGGCACCUACUGGACGAUUCCGUUCUUUCUGCAAGGCUCAAUGGUCGUCUAUCUAACGCUGCUCGCAACGACUUUUGCUCGACCACGAUACAGAAAGGGGAUCAUCGUUUUUCUUUACCUGUAUUCUUGGGCAGGUGGACAAUCUCUUGUGGAAACAAAUAUAUAUGCAGGCAUGUUCCUUGCCGAGCUGAAUGCUGACUUUGGACCUGAUGCCACCUCGGUCAUGCUCCGUGCUGUUUCAGCGCUCAUGGUAGUCUUCGGUUUAUUCCUCUCUUCAAUUCCGGAGGAAAAUGCGGACUGGAUGCCAUGGAGCCGAGUAAUUGUCUGGACUGCGAGCAUGAUCGUCCCCGCCGGUGGCGAAAUCAAUCGCUAUGUGGUGUCUGUAGGAACGACCAUGGUCAUGUAUGGAGUGUUCUUUUCCCCCGAUGCGAGACGCAUUCUCGCCCAUCCUGUGAUGAACUUCCUGGGCCGUAUCUCGUUUCCAGUGUAUCUGCUUCACAACACCCUGAUCCGCACAGUUUUGUCUUGGAUGGUCUACCGGCAUGACUUCAUGAUGCAGGGUUUGCACCCGGUGGAUGAAAAUGGAAACCCUAGAUGGCUAGCACGGGCGCACUUGUGGACGAUCCAUGUUGAUCCUCACUGUGAGAAAGUGGUGACUUGGAUGUCGAACCGGAUGCUUGGCAAUCAUGAGGAACAUACGGCCACAAAGGAAGUUCACAAGUGA